Molecule: messenger RNA, 564 nt
Organism: Triticum turgidum subsp. durum (durum wheat)
Lineage: Eukaryota; Viridiplantae; Streptophyta; Magnoliopsida; Poales; Poaceae
Source: the annotation of a GenBank genome assembly
AUGGCCUCCACCGGCAUCCUACUGCUUCUCCUUGCGACGGCGGCCAUAGCAGGUCCACGCCACGCCGGCGCGACGGAGUACACCGUCGGCGACUCCGACGGGUGGACUAUCGGCCCCAACUACCUGGCCUGGUCGCAGAAGUACAACUUCACCACCGGCGACACGCUCGCGUUCAACUACGUGCCGCGGCAGCACGACGUGUACCGGGUGACGCGGGACGCGUUCCAGACGUGCGAGCCGACGGCGGGGCAGACGGUGCGCAAGUGGGCGUCGGGCCGAGACGUUCUCCGUCGCCGUGGGCGCGCCGCCUCCUCCUCCGCCGUCACCGCCUCCCCCGCCGGCCUUCACGACUGCCAUGCCGCCACCUCCAAGCUCCAGCGCGUGCGGAUGCCGCCUGGCGUUGCCGGACUUGGCGAGGAUUUCCUGCCUCGCUGCGAUCGGGAUGUGGAUCAGCUUGCUGUCAUGACGGUGAUGAAUCAGAACGUUGACUUUACUUGUGAUCGUCUAUUCUUUUCUGAGUUUACUGGGUCGCCUCUAAGCUGGAAUUGGGAUUAUUGCACAUGA